Messenger RNA from Chiloscyllium plagiosum (whitespotted bambooshark), 3818 nucleotides. The record is from RefSeq and is a predicted model, not a curated record. NCBI's taxonomy places the organism in Eukaryota, Metazoa, Chordata, Chondrichthyes, Orectolobiformes, Hemiscylliidae.
AGUUAAAAAGGUGCAUGCUUGGAGGGAUACAUGUAGAUGCUGAUCUUAUGAUGAACCUGCUGUACUUCUUUUCUAGCUCGUUGGAAUUCUGGGUUUAGAAAGUGUUUUGGAUGAACCUUGUGCUGUGUACACUGUGCUGCUAGUGUGCAUUGAUGAUGAAGGGAAUGACUGCUAAAGGGGUUGGAUGGAUUGGCAAUCAUAUUUUGUCUUGGAUGGUGUCAAGCUUCUUAAGUUUUGUUGAAGCUGCACUUACCAGGACGAGCAGAAGGUAGGCACUGGGGAGACAGGAAGUGCUUUACUUGCCAGCAAAAAUCUGAGCUUCCGACUUACUUUUGCAGCCAUUAUAUAUAUGGCUGGUCCACACAGUUUCUAGUCAGUAAUCAUCCCCAGGAUGCUGCUACAUUUGUAGAUACGGUAUUCAUAAUAAGGGUUUUCAGUGCAAAGGUGUGCCUGGGUCCGCUGAUACAAUUUCACUCUAGCGACGGCUUUACAUAAAAUGUGUAUCCCAGAUUUAUUACUGAGCCUUUCAGACCUCUGCCUAUACCUUCCAGCAGCAAAGUGGAUAAUGACACCAGACUUUGAAUCCUCAGUGGCAGUUACCCAGCAUUCUUAGCGGGGCGGUAAAUCCCCAAACAAUAGUGCGCAGGCGUGAUGUCAUGCCAUGUAUGGAGCAUGCGCGGAGAUUGUGGAGGUGACGGGCGGAGUUUUCUUCCUCGGAUCCGCAAACGGUAAGAAUGAAGCGGCCCUGAAGGAGCGAUGGAUCCGGUUGAUGAACGGGAAGGCUUCAUAAAUAUGUUUUGGAAUCACAGAAGCACAUUUAUUAUCAAGAAUUCCAAACAAACAUUCUUUCAAGAUCUGUGAGUGAGUCAAUUCAUCAGAACUUGAUAACCAUUGGAUUUUCAACAUUUGUCUGUUCUGCUUGUGGGAAAAGAUUUCAAACAUCGGUGUGACUGGAAAUAUACCAAGACACAUACGUCCAAGCGAAUGUUCCAGUGAACUGACCGUGGAAAGAGCUGUAACUAGUUACACAGACUGAGUGAGCGUGUUCUAGCGAACUGACCGUGGACAGAUCUUGAACCAGUUGCAUAGUCUGAAUACCUUCACAGUAUUCAUAGUGGGGAGAAACUGUAUCCCUGUCCUGUGUAUGCGUGAGGAGUCAGCGGAUAAAUCAAUAUGGAGAGGCAUGAGCACACCUGUACCAUAGAGAAACCCUGGAAAUGUGCAGAUUGUGGGAAGGGAUUCAAAUACCCAUCCCUGCUGGAAACCCAUCAACGCAGUCACACUGGGGAGAGGCCGUACACCUGCUCUGUUUGCAGGAAGGGAUUCACUCUGUCAUCUGACCUUCUGAAACAUGAACGCACUCACACUGGGGAAAGACCAUUCAUCUGCCCUGAGUGUGGGAAGGGAUUCAGUGACUCAUCCAACCUGCUGAAACACCAGCAAAUUCACACUGGGGAGAGGCCAUUCAUCUGCUCUGAAUGUGGGAAAGGAUUCACUCUGUCAUCUGACCUUCUGAAACACGAACGCAUUCACACUGGGGAGAGGCCAUUCAUCUGCCCCGAGUGUGGGAAGGGAUUCAGUGACUCAUCUAAUCUGUGGAGACACCAGCGCGUUCACACUGGGGAGAGGCCAUUCAUCUGCUCUGAAUGUGGGAAAGGAUUCACUCGGUCACCCCACCUGCUGAAGCACCAGCGAGUUCACACUCGAGAGAGACCAUUCAUCUGCCUAGAGUGUGGGAAGGGAUUCAGUGAUUCAUCCUACCUGCUGACACACCAGCGAGUUCACACUGGGGAGAAACCAUUCCCCUGCUCUGAGUGUGGGAAGGCAUUCUCUCAGUUAUCCAACCUCAGGGCACACCAACUCGUUCACACUGAUGAGAAACCUUUCAAAUGUUCGCUCUGUGAGAAAAGCUAUAAACGCAGACGUGAAGUGCUGACACAUCAACGCAUUCACACUGGGGAGAGGCCAUUUCCCUGCCCUGAGUGUGGUAAACGAUUUGUACAUUCAAAAAAUCUUCUGAAACACCAACGAAUGCACGCUGGACAGAAACCAUGGAAAUGUGGGGACUGUGGGAAGGGAUUCAAAUACCCAUCCCGGCUGGAAACUCAUCGACGCAGUCACACUGGGGAGAAACUGUGGAAAUGCGAGGACUGUGGAAAGGGAUUCAAUUACCCAUCUCGGCUAGAAUCUCAUCGACACAGCCAUACUGGAGAGAAGCUGUUCACCUGCACUGUGUGUGGGAAGGGAUUCAGUCAGUCAGCCAAUCUGCUAAAACACCAGCUUAUUCACACUGAGGAGAGGCCUUUCUGCUGCAGAGACUGUGGAAGGAGGUUCAGGCAGUCAUCCAACCUCACUACACACCAACGGGUUCACACUAAGGAGAGACCAUUCAUCUGCUCCGUGUGUGGGAAGGGAUUCAUUCAGUCAGCUACCCUGCUGACACACCAGCGUAUUCAUUCUGAUGAGAGGCCAUUCAGCUGCAGUUACUGUGGGAAGAGGUUCAGGAAUUCAGGCCACCUCACUGUACACCACCGAACUCACACUGGGGAGAAGCCAUUUAUCUGCUCCCAGUGUGGCAAGGGAUUCACUGAUUCAUCUGCCCUGCUGACACACCAGCGAAUUCACACCGGACAGAGGCCAUUCACUUGCACUGAGUGCGGGAAAGGGUUUGCUCAUUCAUCGAAUCUAGUGGUACAUCAGCGAGUUCACACUGGGGAGAGGCCGAUCACCUGCACUGAGUGUGGAGAGGGAUUCACUCAGUCAUCCCAACUGCUCAGACACAAGCAAGAUCACAAGUGACUGCAGGGAAUGGAUUCUGUUCUGAACCAUAAUGAGGACUGAGCCCCUUACAUCCUGACAGUUUGGAUUUCUUUCUGCUGCUGUUAAUAAUUCUUGUAUCUGGAUAGGAGUUUAACAUUUUGCAUCGAUGGCUGAUUUUAUUCUUGUGACUACAAUGUCCUUUUAAGAACCACUGUAUAUGAUCUUUCUCCGUAAUUCAGGAACAACAGUACUCUGAACUCAAUCCUAAAUUUUAAUUUGCUACAAAUUCUACAUUCAGUGUCUGAAAGGUUCCACUGAUUGAUGUCUCCAAUGAGAAAGUGCUGAUGCAUUCUUGCUCACAAUUCUCAGUGACCUGUGCAUUCCCACAGAGCAGGAAGAAAGGGAAUGGGAAUUGGUGGAGAAUCAAGAAUCUCCAAAUAUUACCCCUCUGUCUGGUACAGAAAUCCCCUCAGCACAGGAAUGGAGAUAAAUCCAAUCCGAGUAACGGGAUGGAGCGAAUCAUUGUAUAAUAACCUUGCAAAACUUUCAGAAAUGUUUUGAAUUUUAUAGAAAUAGCCCCCACUCAGUUUCUUUAAUGAAGGAUGCUUCCAUCAGCCUAUUAGCUGACAGGCCAUAUCUCCAACACAAACCCUGAAGCAAGGCAUUUCUAACCCUGAUGUUUGCGAAUGGCUCAGGAAAUUCAGCUGUCUGUGCAAAGGUGCAAACUGGUCUCCAGGUGAAAAGAAUCCCUCUCGACAGGAAAACAAUUUUGAUGUGAUCCAGGCUGGCUCCAGCCCAAACCCCACCCUCUAGCUCACAUGAGGAAACUUGAUCAGAGAACACUACUACCAGAUAUAGAGACCAGCAGCCACUGCACCUCAUUGAUUUGUCCUUUGGAAUUGCAUUACUUUUUGAUGGGCUCAGUCUUGGCAGGAGUGGCAGCAGAGACAGGAGGCAUCAGCAGUGGGUAAGGCCCAGAGCAAGAUUCAUCUCGGACACGGCUAACAGCGGACCUCGAGUCACCAGUCGUAACUCUUUGCAUUCUUCAUGUAUUUCGG